This is a messenger RNA of Cuscuta epithymum, 1939 nucleotides long. The record is from the annotation of a GenBank genome assembly. NCBI's taxonomy places the organism in Eukaryota, Viridiplantae, Streptophyta, Magnoliopsida, Solanales, Convolvulaceae.
CCAAAUCUUCCCAACGAUCAAAAUUCCCAUACGGCCAAUGCUCCAAUUCCCUCCUCACUGAUUCCCUCAAGCCACUCAACUCCCCCACCAAUUUCAGCAUCUGUCCGUCGUCCUGCUCGUAGUAAACAUCCCAACCCAAAAUACUUUAAUUCGUCUCUUAUUAAUGUUUCCACAGUACACUCUCCUCCUUCUACUCUUGAACCCCGGACUGUCACACAAGCUCUCAAGGAUCCACUCUGGAGGCUGGCCAUGGAUGAUGAGUUUUCUGCCUUACAGCGCAAUGGGACCUGGGAUCUUGUUCCCUAUACUGGUCAACCUCUUGUUGGAUGUAAAUGGAUCUUUCGAAUCAAGCGAAAACCGGAUGGCUCUGUGGACAGGUACAAAGCCCGUCUUGUCGCUAAAGGUUACUCUCAAGAGGCUGGAAGGGAUUAUUUUGAGACUUUCAGUCCCGUUAUGAAGCCUGUAACUGUUCGUAUUGUCCUCUCUUUGGCCUUGAAUCAUGGGUGGUCUAUUCGACAACUUGACAUCAAUAACGCCUUCCUUAAUGGUACACUUCAAGAGGUUGUUUAUCUUAAUCAACCGCCUGGAUACGUGGACACUAAGCAUCCCACUCAUAUUUGCCGUCUCCGUAAAGCCCUUUAUGGCUUGAAACAAGCUCCCCGGGCCUGGUAUGUUGAGCUCUCUACCUUUUUGGUUCAGUUUGGGUUUCAAAAGUCUAAAGCUGAUCCAUCACUCUUCAUCUAUACGGUCAAUGGCAUAACUAUGAUUUUUCUCGUAUAUGUGGAUGACAUUGUUCUCACAGGCAACAACGAUUCAUAUCUUACCAAAUUUGUAAACCUGCUUGCUUCCCGGUUUUCUUUGAAAGAUUUGGGUCCACUUCAUCAUUUUCUAGGAAUUGAGGUUGUCUCCACUCCUUCUGGUAUGUUUUUAUCACAGGCUCAAUAUAUUUCCGAUAUCCUAGACAAAUUUCAUAUGAACGGAUCUAAACCUGUAUCCACUCCUAUGGCUUCUACGGAGCAUCUACCUCCGGCUAAUGCAUCUCAUGCAGUGGAUAUUUCUGAUUAUCGUCGGCUCCUUGGUCUUCUUCAAUACCUCAGUCUCACACGUCCGGAUAUCUCCUUUGCAGUCAAUCGCUUAUCUCAAUACCUGCAUGGUCCCUUAGACGCUCACUGGUUGGCAGCUAAACGUGUGUUACGUUACCUACAGGGUACUAUCUGUCAUGGCUUAUUUUUACGCCCAGGAUCAAGUCUUUCUCUUACAGCAUUUACUGAUGCUGAUUGGGGUGGCAAGUCUACAUCCGGCCGCUCUACCACUGCAUAUAUCAUUUAUCUAGGAUCUAAUAUUAUAUCUUGGAAGUCCGCUUUACAAAAAUCUGUGUCUCGAUCCUCUACCGAGGCUGAGUAUCGAGCCAUUGCUAAUGCUACAGCUGAAGUUCUUUGGAUCCAAAAUAUAUUAACUGAAUUGCAGGUCACUUGUUCUACACCUCCCAAGCUGUUUACAGAUAAUUUGAGUGCUACCUAUGUUUGUCGGAAUCCUGUUUUUCAUUCUCGCAUGAAGCAUCUCUCCUUGGAUUAUUUCUUCGUUCGUGAUCUUGUUGCAGAUGGUUCUUUAAUGGUUUCUCAUGUUUCUUCCAAAAAUCAACGUGCAGAUAUGCUAACUAAACCCUUGGGUCGGGCCCUAUUUCUUCACUUUAGGUCCAAGAUUGGAGUCUCCAAUGGAUCCUCCAUCUUGCGGGGGCGUGUAAAGGAUAAUAUUUAGUUAGUUAUUAUUAUUUAUUCAUUUAUUGUUGUAAUUAUCUUGUACAUAUUCUAGUUGUACUUAUCUUAUACGUACACUGGCUGUACUUAUCUUCCUGAGAGUCAUGAUAAGAGAAUGACUCUUGUACUAUAAAGCUCUCAUGUAACCAGAACAUUAUUAUCAAAAAUAUCAUUCAUCAAAC